AAAAAAAAACUUUGUUUGUCUAUUCAAGUUAAAUUAAGGUGUGAUUGCAAAUUUGACAUCCUCCUCUAUCGAGCCGCCACCACUAAACUACACAUCACUGCUUCAUGCUUGCCUUGGACUCCUCCACCGUCGUGCUUCGAAUACCCGUUCGCAACCCGACCCGUUCACUCUUCACCGCCAUCAACACUUGCUGCUAUCAUUCAGGUCGAUCGGGACCCAGCUUCUUUGUGGGUCCCACUCCUUCCCUCAAUUCUAUCAAAAUGCAACUGCCCCGUCUCAAGGUUGAGGCCGAAAUCAGCGGGGAAGACUUUUUCAACGCCUCCACCUCUAAGCGGAUUCCUCGUCACCUUGUUAUUAUGGUUAAUGGUAUUACUGGGAGAUUAUGUUUGUGGGGGACUCUGGUUACAGUGAAAUGUGCUUGGUUUUCCAGUGCUUCUGAUUGGAGAUAUGCUGCAGAACAGUUUGUAAAGAGGCUUCCGGAUAAAGUUAUUGUGCAUCGCAGUGAAUGCAAUUCUUCAAGAUUGACGUUUGAUGGUGUUGACACAAUGGGUGAGAGGCUAGCUGAAGAGGUACUAUCAGUUGUUAGAAGAUGGCCAGAGGUGCAUAAGAUAUCCUUUGUCGCACAUUCGUUAGGAGGCUUGGUGGCAAGAUAUGCAAUUGGGAGACUUUAUGAUAAUUCUUCAAAAUUGGAACAUGUUGGUAACAGCAGGAACCAUUUCAAGGAAGAGAAGACAGAAUAUUCAAAGCAAUGCCUUACACAGAGUUAUGAAGCCAAAAUUGCUGGUUUAGAGCCAAUGAACUUUAUAACAUUUGCAACACCUCAUCUCGGUUCAAGAGGAAAUAAACAGCUUCCUUUACUUUGCGGUCUUCCUUUCCUUGAGAGAAGAGCAUCCCAAACUGCACACUUAGUUGCCGGGAGAUCUGGGAAGCAUCUCUUCCUCAUGGACAGUGAUGGUGGAAAACCUCCGCUUCUCCUGCGGAUGGUUGAUGACUCCGACGAUUUAAAAUUUAUUUCAGCUUUACAUGCAUUCAAGCGGCGGGUGGCUUACGCAAAUGCGAAUUUUGAUCAGAUGGUUGGAUGGCGUACCUCAUCGAUUCGCCGUCAAAAUGAACUUCCGAAGUCCAAUCUUAUUGUAAAUGAUGAGAAAUAUCCACACAUUGUUUAUGUUGAAGGAGAGAACACCAGAGGCAUUUACAAUAAAGCGUCUUCAAAUGUUGGAGGCCAAACAGUUGACUUAGAAGAGAAGAUGAUAAGGGGUCUCACUCAGGUGUCUUGGGAACGUGUGGAUGUUAGCUUCCAGACAAGUAAACAGCGCUACAUUGCUCACACUACAAUUCAGGUGAAAAGCUACUGGUUAAAUUCAGAUGGUGCUGAUGUGGUUUACCAUAUGAUAGACAACUUCCAUCUUUAGCCUUUUUGUAAAGUUUGAUAUGUCAACAUAUCAAUCAAUGUUGGUCCAAUGUUUUGUAUCGUUGAUGAAGCGUUGUACAUUUUAUUGCGUCAUGAACGGUUCAUUUAUCUAUUUGAAUGCACCUUUAUGAUUUCUUCAUCCAUUUUGUGUAUAUGUUUGUAUGCUGUAAACUAUUGUGAUUCAUUUCUCAAACAACACGUAUAUCUGAUUCCUAAUAAUUACUCAUUUAUUUCAGCAA
Molecule: messenger RNA, 1650 nt
Organism: Medicago truncatula (barrel medic)
Lineage: Eukaryota; Viridiplantae; Streptophyta; Magnoliopsida; Fabales; Fabaceae
Product: lipid droplet phospholipase 1
Exons: 10
Coding region: 105-1412 (435 amino acids)
Biological process (GO): lipid metabolic process
Source: RefSeq, a predicted model, not a curated record